Messenger RNA from Eriocheir sinensis (Chinese mitten crab), 2618 nucleotides. RefSeq lists its product as uncharacterized. The coding region runs from base 87 to 1385 and encodes 432 amino acids. The record is from RefSeq and is a predicted model, not a curated record. Lineage: Eukaryota; Metazoa; Arthropoda; Malacostraca; Decapoda; Varunidae. The transcript is spliced from 11 exons.
GUGUUAUCAGCGGUGAGGUGGAGGCUGUGUGGAGGGCCGGCGGGACACAGCUCCUUCUGGUGAGGAAUGGAGACUCAACAACAAACAUGGUGAUCCUGGUUCUGUCCUGGCUGACGUGGCUGGUGGGGGCUGUGCUGGCCUGUGUGCUGGGGGGCUGGGGGGCCUGGUGGAUGCUGCAGCCCUCCCCACCACCUGUCAAUGCCACACAUCCCUAUGCCCGCCCCUCCUUCUUCUACCCCCUCAAAGUCAUCGUCUUCUACUGCCUUGUCAAGUUUAGAAAGAGGACGGCCGGGUCAGAGGAGUCUGCCGGCUAUGGGGCCAAGUCGCACAACAAGGAGGAGUUGAUGGAGUGUCCUCAGACCCUGCACCCAAGCCCCAAGGCCAUUAAUGCCGUGUUUUUCUCUGGUGCUGCGAAAGAAUGGGGCGUCAUCCUGGCCAUGGAGCGGCGCCCAAACAGGCUCACCUCAGUGGUUGUCUACCUCAAGGUGCCCAACACAGGACUGCUUGUGCCGGCCUCACACCCCGACACGGUGACCUUCAGAGCGGAGGACGAGGAGAACAUUUUUUCUGCUGGAGGACUCAGCAUCACUCCUCUCAUCCCCAUGAAGUCCUGGAACCUUCAGUACUCGGGGAAACUAAGGCUGUACAACAAGCCAGACGAUAAGGAACGAGACGUAGAAAUUGACCUCAUGUGGACCUCCGAGCUGCCUCAUUUUGACUACGACACUGACAUGGACAUGAUGGCCAUGGCUAAGGCCUUUGCGCGAGAAACCUGGAGCCGAGAGUACUUCCAGCAGCUGAAGGACCACCACCAGACCCACUAUGAGCAGAUGGGCUUCCUCCAAGGCUCUGUCAAGAUCAACGGGAGGCCUCAGAACAUUCGCCUGCCAGCUUUCAGAGAUCAUUCCUACAGCAAGAUGCGUGAGUGGCGGCUGAUGCAUCGUUACGUGUUCCACCACAUCUUCCUGGAGAACGGCUGCAAGGGUGUGGUGGGCGUGGUGUGCCAGCCCUCCACAUGCUCCAGACUGAUGCUUGGGAACUGGUACACGGCAGGAGGCCAGGGCGAGGCAGUGUCACAUGUGGAUUUGGACCUGAAGCAGCACGGGGAGAGAGGAACGCCACCCACGGACUAUGCCUUCAUGUUCACCGCUGGCGGAGAGGAGUUCAUGGUGGAGGUGGAGGUGGAGCUCUCACCUGUGCACUACCUGGGCUGGGACUGGGAGGCGCGCAUGGUGGAGACGUGGGUGAAGUACAAGGUGAACGGCGUCAAGGGGUCAGGUAUCUGCGAAUGGAACUACCAACACAAGGGAGGCCGGCCUGAGGAGAUGACUGCGAAGGAUCCAGAGUGGGCCACGAACUAUAGGCUGAAGUACCUGGCUGCCUGACCCUCUGUGGCAUGACUGGUGGCCCUGAGUGUGGUGAGUUAGGUUGGUUUUACGGGUAUAAGACACUUUUGCUUCUCAUAUCAGUAUUUCUAAAGGUCAAAGAGGGAAUCAAUCGGGUUCUAAUGAGUGUUUCUUUAGGUUCAUGGCACAGGAGAAGGUCCAGACUACCACCAGGGUCAUAGAAUUACUCCUGGAAAUGCCCACAAGUCCUAUGAAAGCCUUGUCAAAUGAGUGUUUCUUUAGGUUCACGGUACAGGAGAAGGGCUAAACUACCACCAGGGUCAUAGAACUACUCCUGGAAAUGCCCACAAGUCCUAUGAAAGCCUUGUCAAAUGAAUGUUUCUUUAGGUUCCCCAUACAGGAGAAGGGCUAAACUACCACCAGGCUCAUAGAACUACUACUGGAAAUGCCCAAAACUCCUAUGAAAGCCUUGUCAAAUGAGUGUUUCUUUAGGUUCAUGGUACAGAGGAAGGGUCACACUACCACCAGGGUCAUAGAACUAUUCCUGGAAAUGCCCAAAACUCCUACGAAAGCCUUGUCAAAUAUGUGAAAUUGGGCGAUGGAAUGUUUAGUAAUGCGCCCCCUAGAGUUAACGGCAAGACCAGUCAUGAGUAGAAAGCGUGAAAAGAGCUUGAGGUUGAGGUAGAGUUAAAAGCAAUACUGGUCAUGAGUAGACAGAGGGUGAGGAGUUUGUUGAAGUAGAGUUGAAGGAAAUAACAGAGCAUGAGUAGACCAAGGUAGAUAAGGUUUUUGAAGUAGAAUUGAAGGCAGUAUAUAUGAAUACUCGACAGAUGAAGAAGAGAUGGGUUGAUGUAGAGUUGAAGGAAAUACCUGUGCAUAAGACUAGACAAAGGAAGAUAAGGUUUUUGAGGUAGAAUUUAAGGCAGUAAAUACUCGACAGAGGAAAAAGUGUUUGUUGAGAGUUGAAAGCCAUACCUGUAAAUUGUUAUUAUUACGAUUAUUAUUUAGAUUCAUGAAAGGGCAUCAAGGGAAAAUAUAAAAUAGAUGACAGACCUAAACAGAAUCCCUUAACUAUGCAGACAUGAAUGUGAAAAAUAAGUCAGUCACAUAAAGUAAAGAAUAAUAAAAAGAAAUGCUUGUUUAGGGAAAGUUAAAGGAAAUAACAGUACUUGAAGCUGUUCAGGAAUAACUUAAGACUACCUGUAAAAUUAAUAAUGUCUAAUAAUGACCCAGAAAUAAUUUGAUAUCAAUAAACUGGAAUGCAGAAAAACC